CCAGGAGCUUGGCUCUCCCUCCUCCUGCUCCCCCAGAGCCUGUCUGUAUUUGGAACUCCCGGAAGCUGCUGGCGACUCUCCCCUGGAACAGAGGGACUGACACCGACUUCUAUUAAAAAGGGGAGGAGGAGGAGAAGGAGGGCACGAGGAGGGGGAGGGACACGGAAGGAGGGUGCGAGUGGCCGAAUACGGCUUUUCAUUGCCAAAAACAAGACCCCAGGUCACCGAGGCAGAAUGGCAGGCAUGCCAGAACUGAUGGAAAGGCUGGAGAGGGCAGUGGUCCGACUGGAGUUGCUUUCUGCAGAAUCAUCCAGGCCUCCCAGGGACUCUGGAGAAGUGAAUGGUGUCAAUGGAGGCGUGGCCCCCUCUGUGGAAGCCUUUGAUAAGCUGAUGAAGAGUAUGGUGGCCGAGUUCCUAAGGAACAGCAGGACCCUUGCUGGUGACGUGGAGAUACAUGCAGAAAUGGUGCACAGCGCCUUCCAGGCCCAGCGGGCUUUCCUUCUGAUGGCUUCGCAGCACCAACAGCCUCAAGAGAAUGACAUGGCUGCCCUGCUGAAACCAAUAUCAGAGAAGAUUCAGGAGAUCCAAAUGUUCAGAGAGAGAAACCGGGGAAGCAACAUGUUUAAUCACCUCUCGGCUGUCAGCGAAAGCAUCCCUGCCCUGGGUUGGAUAGCUGUGUCCCCCAAACCUGGUCCUUAUGUCAAGGAGAUGAAUGAUGCAGCCACCUUUUACACUAACAGAGUCCUAAAGGACUACAAAAACAGCGAUCUGCACCAUGUGGAUUGGGUGAAGUCGUAUUUGAGCAUUUGGACUGAGCUCCAAGCAUACAUCAAGGAAUACCACACCACAGGCCUCACUUGGAGCAAAACAGGUCCUGUUGCAUCGACUGCAUCAGCAUUGGCAGCCCUCUCCCCAGGCCCUGGCCUUCCUCCACCUCCUCCUCCUCCACCUCCUCCAGGACCUCCUCUGCUUUUUGACAACAAAGACAGAAAAGAAGAGUCCUCUCCUUCACGCUCAGCUUUAUUUGCUCAGCUUAACCAGGGAGAAGCAAUUACAAAUGGACUCCGGCAUGUCACAGAUGAUCAGAUGACACAUAAAAACCCCAGCCUGCGGGCUCAAGGUGGACAAGCUCGGUCUCCAGCCAAAAUCCAGGCUCUGGCUCCCACAGCUCCCAAAUCUGAGCCUUCCCAGAAGCACGCUCCUGUGUUGGAAUUGGAGGGAAAGAAAUGGAGGGUGGAAUACCAAGAGGACAGGAAUGACCUUGUGAUUGAAGACAUUGAACUGAAACAAGUGGCUUACAUUUUCAAAUGCAACAAAUCUACUCUGCAGAUGAAAGGAAAAAUCAAUUCCAUUACAAUUGACAACUGUAAGAAGUUUGGCCUUGUAUUUGACAAUGUGGUGGGCAUUGUGGAAGUGAUCAACUCCAAGGACAUUCAAAUUCAGGUCAUGGGGAAAGUGCCAACCAUUUCCAUUAACAAGACCGAAGGGUGCCACAUAUACCUCAGUGAAGACGCCCUGGACUGUGAGAUUGUGAGUGCCACGUCCUCAGAAAUGAACAUCCUGAUCCCUCAGGACGGGGACUACAGAGAAUUUCCAGUUCCUGAACAGUUCAAGACAGCGUGGGAUGGAUCCAAGUUGGUCACGGAACCUGCAGAAAUUAUGGGCUAACCUCCAGAGAGACAGAUUCCCCCAAUGCCCCGAACCUCUCAUGUUCAAAAAUAAAAACAAGCAGCAUUAAAGACUCAGGCAUUGCAGUGGCCCCUAGUGCCCUGUGCUGUGGACAGCAGUUUCUGGCACGCUGCUGUGGGCAUUCUGGAGCAUUGAAUGUCUGUCUCUUCAUGA
This is a messenger RNA of Echinops telfairi (small Madagascar hedgehog), 1842 nucleotides long. RefSeq names its product cyclase associated actin cytoskeleton regulatory protein 2 (gene CAP2). The transcript has 13 exons. Lineage: Eukaryota; Metazoa; Chordata; Mammalia; Afrosoricida; Tenrecidae. The record is from RefSeq and is a predicted model, not a curated record. Gene Ontology annotation, biological process: cytoskeleton organization; cell morphogenesis; regulation of adenylate cyclase activity. Bases 235 to 1668 code for a protein of 477 amino acids. Gene Ontology annotation, molecular function: adenylate cyclase binding; actin binding. Gene Ontology annotation, cellular component: cytoplasm.